AUUUCCAAAUUUGAAAAAAUUUCCUUGGGUUUUUGUAAAUUGUUCUAUACAAGUGAGACUGAGAAAAAAGAGGGUUUAGGGUUUUCACGUCAGAAAACCCAGAAAAUUUCUGCAGAUUAAAGAGGAAGAAGACGAAGAAGAAAGAUGAGUAGAAGCUUGGGAAUUCCGGUGAAGUUGAUGCACGAAGCCACUGGUCAUGUGGUUACUGUUGAGCUCAAAAGCGGUGAGCUUUAUCGAGGUACCAUGAUUGAGUGUGAAGAUAACUGGAACUGUCAACUCGAUAGCAUUACUUUUACUGCCAAGGAUGGAAAGGUCUCCCAACUUGAGCAUGUAUUCAUUCGAGGCAGUAGAGUCAGGUUUAUGAUAAUACCAGAUAUGCUGAAGAAUGCUCCAAUGUUUAAACGUCUAGAUGCCAGAAUCAAGGGAAAGAGCACAUCACUUGGUGUUGGCCGUGGUCGUGCUGUAGCAAUGCGGGCAAAGACUCAGGCUACUGGUCGUGGUACCCCUGGCAGGGGAGUUGUGCCACCAGUGCGGAGGUAAAAAAAACUGUCGGAUUGCAGGUCCAACUAGUGAGCUUUCAGAGUAUUGCUGCCCCAGUGUUAUUAUAUGAGGAUUUUGGUGUUGAGGCUGCAGUUUAUGUUUAGUAUCUGAGUAUACACCUGAACCCGAGAUGUAAGAAAAUGAUCUGAUUUCAGAAUGGCACUGUCUAGCUUAUUUGUUCUCAACAUUCUGAAAGUGUUUUCAUGUUGUCUUGAAUAGUUGAAUGUUCAUAGAUGAAGGUUUUUGGGUAGUUUACUUUAUAAAGGAAUUUGAAACAUCUGUCCCACUUUUGUGUACCUCAAUUUGUGCAACUCGUUUCCAUAUAUUCACGUUGAAGGCUUUUCAUUUCUAUGAA
Messenger RNA from Chenopodium quinoa (quinoa), 895 nucleotides. Its product is annotated as small nuclear ribonucleoprotein SmD3b-like. The coding region runs from base 145 to 540 and encodes 131 amino acids. The transcript is spliced from 5 exons. NCBI's taxonomy places the organism in Eukaryota, Viridiplantae, Streptophyta, Magnoliopsida, Caryophyllales, Amaranthaceae. Gene Ontology annotation, biological process: spliceosomal snRNP assembly; RNA processing. Gene Ontology annotation, molecular function: RNA binding. The record is from RefSeq and is a predicted model, not a curated record. Gene Ontology annotation, cellular component: U5 snRNP; catalytic step 2 spliceosome; U12-type spliceosomal complex.